Formica exsecta is the source of this 852-nucleotide messenger RNA. RefSeq lists its product as uncharacterized. The record is from RefSeq and is a predicted model, not a curated record. Gene Ontology annotation, molecular function: nucleic acid binding. Gene Ontology annotation, biological process: DNA integration. Lineage: Eukaryota; Metazoa; Arthropoda; Insecta; Hymenoptera; Formicidae. Bases 1 to 852 code for a protein of 283 amino acids. The transcript has a single exon.
AUGGCAGCAGGUCGUCUACUACGUUACGCUUCCUUUUUAUCAACUUUUGAUUAUAAAAUCGAACACAGGAAGGCUGAAGAUCACACCAACGUAGACUAUUUUUCACGGGUAAAAUUCAAGUCAAAACCAACCCAAGAACAUCCACUUAGUCAAGAAGCCACAGAGAUCCAUGAUCAAGUCAUAAAUCAAAUUUCGUCAAUAGACAUAACAUACAAGUCAAUCGCAGAAAAAACAUCAAAAAAUUCGGAGCUAGCGAAGCUAAAAGAUAAAUUGCUCAACGAAUCCAUCAAUGAUACUAAAUUUGAAUUACAAGAUGGAAUUAUUUUCAAAGGCAAUUGUGUCGUCAUCCCAGUAAUACUUCAAAAACAUGUGCUAGCGGACCUACAUCACACGCACGUAGGAGUUGUGAAGAUGAAGCAGCUUGCUCGACGUUACUGCUGGUGGAAAGACAUCGACAAGGAUAUUGAAAAUUUCGUAAAAGCAUGCCAACCGUGUGCCUUAGUAAAAAAGAAUCCACAGAAGGUCCCAAUUCACGCAUGGAAUAAUCUAACAGAAAAUUUUGAACGUAUUCACAUAGAUUACACUGGUGAAUUUCAAAGACACCAUUUUCUAAUCCUUGUAGACGCCAAGUCAAAAUGGCUGAAGAUAAAAGUAAUCAAUAACGCUCCGACUACGGAAGUUACCAUCCGCCUAUUACAGGAAAUUGUCAGUUUUCACGGAUUUCCUAGGAUACUAGUAUCGGACAACGCUACAAUAUUUACCAGUGAAGCAUUUACAAAAUUCUGUCAAUCAAAAUGGCAUUUAUCAAAAAUUUACAGCUCCAGAGCACCCUGCAACAAAUGGACUAGCUGA